Messenger RNA from Fukomys damarensis (Damara mole-rat), 2717 nucleotides. RefSeq names its product inositol polyphosphate-5-phosphatase A (gene Inpp5a). Gene Ontology annotation, molecular function: inositol-polyphosphate 5-phosphatase activity. NCBI's taxonomy places the organism in Eukaryota, Metazoa, Chordata, Mammalia, Rodentia, Bathyergidae. Bases 29 to 1318 code for a protein of 429 amino acids. The transcript has 17 exons. Gene Ontology annotation, biological process: phosphatidylinositol dephosphorylation. The record is from RefSeq and is a predicted model, not a curated record.
CAGCCCAGCGCCCGAGCCUCCUGGCACGAUGGCGGGGAAGGUAACUGCCCCGGGCACCGCGGUGCUGCUGGUCACGGCCAACGUGGGCUCGCUCUUCGACGACCCAGAAAACCUGCAGAAGAACUGGCUUCGGGAAUUUUACCAGGUGGUGCACACUCACAAGCCACACUUCAUGGCCUUGCACUGCCAGGAGUUUGGAGGGAAGAACUAUGAGGCCUCCAUGUCCCAUGUGGACAAGUUUGUCAAGGAACUAUUAUCGAGUGAUGCAAUGAAAGAAUACAACAGGGCACGAGUCUACCUGGAUGAAAACUACAAAUCACAGGAGCAUUUCACAGCACUAGGAAGCUUUUAUUUUCUUCAUGAGUCCUUAAAAAACAUCUACCAGUUUGACUUUAAAGCAAAGAAGUAUAAAAAAGUCACUGGCAAAGAGAUCUAUUCAGAUACUUUAGAGAGCACACCAAUGCUGGAGAAGGAGAAGUUCCCGCAAGACUACUUCCCAGAGGCAAAAGCACCUCCCCCAAAAGAUGCAGGAAAGUAUCACCUAGCUUGCCCGUGCAAGUGGUCAAGAAAAGGCUUCAUCCGGACAAGGUGGUGCAUUGCUGACUGUGCCUUUGACUUGGUGAACAUCCACCUUUUCCAUGAUGCGUCCAACUUAGUGGCCUGGGAGACAAGCCCCUCAGUGUACUCAGGCAUUCGGCACAAGGCCCUGGGCUAUGUGCUUGACAGAAUCAUCGAUCAGCGAUUUGAGAAAGUUUCCUACUUUGUCUUUGGUGAUUUCAACUUCCGCCUGGAUUCCAAGUCCGUUGUAGAGACUCUCUGCACAAAGGCCACCAUGCAGACAGUCCGGGCCGCUGACACCAACGAAGUGGUGAAGUUGAUAUUUCGAGAGUCAGACAAUGAUCGUAAGGUUGUGCUCCAGUUAGAAAAGAAGCUCUUUGACUACUUCAACCAGGAAGUCUUCCGGGACAACAAUGGCACUGCGCUCUUGGAGUUUGACAAAGAGUUGUCUGUCUUUAAGGAUAGACUGUAUGAACUGGACAUCUCAUUUCCCCCCAGCUACCCCUACAGUGAGGACUCCAGCCAAGGUGAACAGUACAUGAAUACUCGGUGCCCCGCGUGGUGUGACCGCAUCCUCAUGUCUCUCUCUGCCAAGGAGCUGGUGCUCAGGUCAGAGAGUGAGGAGAAGGUUGUCACCUAUGACCACAUCGGGCGCAACGUCUGCAUGGGAGACCACAAGCCUGUGUUCCUGGCCUUCCGAAUAGCGCCUGGGGCAGGUAAACCUCAUGCACAUGUGCACAAGUGUUGUGUCGUGCAGUGACGUGGUGGGAAGAGGUGCCAGCGCAAUGAGAGGACCCUCCGCGAGACCUCCCUGUAGCAGCAUAUUGAAACUCGUACUCCUAACAGCUGCAUCAGAAACCUGCCCAAGCACCACCUGCUAGACGGCCGGCCCCACACUUCGCUUCAGCCUCCGGACCACUCCGGAAAAGCCUCACAUACCUCACUGUCGUAUCUGUUCAUGUGACAUUAAGUAGAAACAUUGGGUUUUUUAAAGACAAGUCACAGUCCUGUUGCCAAAACUCUGAUAGCAAAGAGAUUCCAUAUUUUAGAUUUCACAGUUUUCCAUGUUAAAUAAUUGUCCGUGGAGGAGCUUCUCCAGCGUAGAAACUCCAAGGUGUCAAGCAUCCCUCUCUGCCAGGAGAAGUUGUGUCUGGGCCGACCCAGGCAGUGAGGCCACCGUGUGUGUACACCCCAAGGCCCCUCCGUGGUCUGACUCUACUGCCAUGUUACAUGGUGUCUGAAUCACACUGCAGCUGCUUUCCAUUUUUAUAUAUAUAUAAAUACAUAUAAAUAUAUACUUUUUAAAAAUAAUUUAUAAAUCUUACCAAAACUUAUGCUAAAUGUACUUUCCAGUAUGAAUGCACGAGUGUCAUACCAGCGGGUAGAACUGCAGUCUAGGACUUUAGGAAUGUGUACAUCGGCACACAAGUUUCCGAGACAGCACUGGCCUAGCAGUGCUGUGGGGCAAGAGCAGCCCCUCUGCACUUGUGCACUAGCAGUUUGUCACUCCUCUGCCUUUCUCUGUGUAACAUUAAGAACUGAAUGUGAAGUUUAUAGCUAGCCUGGGUAUACCUACCUUUUAAGAAUUUUGUAAAAUGUUUUGUCUGUCUUUUGUUACCGUUUUAUGGUGCCAAUAUUCUACAUUAAAAACCAUAAUCUCGUGGGAGAAUUAGAAAUAGCCUCGUCCGCUUCCCACAGAGAUCGCUUAACGUGAACUGUAUAAAACAUUGAAGAGAAGCAACACUGGGCCGCGCUACCGACGCCUGUGUAACUACCCUAUUGCCAACAACACUCUGCUCCCAGCACUGAGCACAGCGUCGGAAGGUGACUGCAGAGCCUGUUGACGAAACACAAGCGUGCGUUUUAUUGAUUUACUUCAGAACACUACAGUUCCUGGACUGCAAAAGCAUGAGAUCGAUGUUUGUUUCUAUAGAAAUCACUACUGUCGCGAGUCAUUUGGUGUCCGCGUGCCGACCUGUGUUCUUGACGCUACGCUGGUCGGUAUCUCUGUUAAGUGCUGUGGUCGCUGCUCGUCAACAAGCCACACCGUGGCCACCACGCGGCGAUUCUAUCUGUGGGCUUCAACUGUGGGUCAUUCCGAAGGCCUUUGGAAGUGACUGCUUGGUUCCUAAGCAAUAAAAUUGAUCAUGGUGAAAACA